AUGGUCGGAACAAAGACUCAUUCCACCCGUAAGAGAAUGCUAUCCAAUAUCUACUCCAAGUCCACGCUGCAGACAUCACCUCAUCUACGCUUGGUCUCCAAUGCAGUAAUAUUCGAUUGCUUGCUGCCUAUCAUUCAAGAGUCCGUCAAUUCAAACAAGUCCCUCGAUGUGCAUGAUCUAAAUAUGGGAUUGACCAUGGACUUCGUCUCAUGCUACUUGUUCGGCUUGAAGAACGGUACAAAUCAUCUCCAGGAUCACGAUUACCGCAGGAAAUGGCUUCAUAUGUACUUCUGCCGUAAGCCUUUCGAGUUUUAUCACCAAGAGACGCCGAAGCUACAGGGAUGGCUUAGCUGUGUGGGACUCCGCGUGAUUCCGAAGUACUGUGACGAGGCGAACGAAGUUCUCGAUGCAUGGGCGCUAGAUCUCUGCGGCAGGGCUGCCAAUUGUCUAGAUUCAACCGAUCCUGCUGUUGAGCCUAUCGUCUAUAAGCAGUUGAAACAAAGCCUCGACAAACAAUCUAUAAAAGAGACAGGCUCCAAACAGGAUCCAAAACAGCAGCAAAUCGAUAUCGCUUGUGAGAUGUACGAUCAACUUACAGCUGGCUUUGAGACUAGUGCCGUUGGUCUGACUUACCUUUUCUGGGAGUUAUCCAAGCAUCCAGAAUGGCAGGAGAAGCUUCGACAGGAAUUAUUGACCCUCAACCCGUCGAUCGUGUUCCCCAAAUGCGCAGAUCUCCCUUCGGCAAAAGCGAUUGACAAUCUGCCUAUUCUGGAAGCUAUUGUCACGGAGACAUUGCGACUUCAUGCGCCAAUUCCAGGCAUCCAACCCCGAAUCACUCCUUCUCCAUCUUGUUCUUUGGCGGGUUAUGAUAAUAUUCCUCCCAACAUCCGAGUCAAUGCGCAAGCCUAUUCGCUACAUCGAAACUCGGACGUUUUCCCCAAUCCCGAAAGCUGGCAGCCGAACCGCUGGCUCAAGGAAGAGAACUCGCCCGCCGAACUCGAAGAAAGACGUCGCUGGUUCUGGGCCUUUGGCAGCGGAGGUCGGAUGUGCGUUGGUAGUAAUCUCGCCUUGCAAGAAUCCAAACUCGUCGCCGCGGCGGUAUACACGAAUUUCCGAACCACCAUCAUCAACGAUGAAGACAUUCAAGAAAUAGAUGCUUAUACUGUGCAUCCCAAAGCCGAGAAAUUAAUCUUGAAAUUCCACGCCGUCUAA
Penicillium maclennaniae is the source of this 1212-nucleotide messenger RNA. Its product is annotated as cytochrome P450. Bases 1 to 1212 code for a protein of 403 amino acids. Lineage: Eukaryota; Fungi; Ascomycota; Eurotiomycetes; Eurotiales; Aspergillaceae. Gene Ontology annotation, molecular function: heme binding; monooxygenase activity; oxidoreductase activity, acting on paired donors, with incorporation or reduction of molecular oxygen. The transcript has 2 exons. The record is from RefSeq and is a predicted model, not a curated record.